Erigeron canadensis is the source of this 1375-nucleotide messenger RNA. Its product is annotated as E3 ubiquitin-protein ligase CIP8-like. Bases 109 to 1170 code for a protein of 353 amino acids. Lineage: Eukaryota; Viridiplantae; Streptophyta; Magnoliopsida; Asterales; Asteraceae. Gene Ontology annotation, biological process: protein ubiquitination. The transcript has a single exon. The record is from RefSeq and is a predicted model, not a curated record. Gene Ontology annotation, molecular function: ubiquitin protein ligase activity. Gene Ontology annotation, cellular component: cytoplasm.
AAAAACCAAAAUAUUGUCAAAGAGCGUGUGCCUUAGAAGAAGCAAAUAAGUCUUUGAUUUCCCUGAUAAAAUAAAAUAAAAUUAGGGUUUGUAUCUUUCUUGUAAAAAAUGGCUGAAAUAACAAAGAUCCAAACUUUUCUUGAAACAGAUGAAGACCAAGAUAAUGAUCUUGUCAACAUUGACCACGAAGAAGAAUACUUUCCGUACACCUUCAAUUUUCAUCCAUUUUUCACCCCUUCUUCUUCAUCUUCUCAAAAUCAUCAGGUAAUUUCAAAGUCAUCAUCUUUUUCUUCUUCUUCUUGUUGUUUGUCUGAACCAGAAUCAGAAACCCAUUAUCCAGAUUGUUUGUUUUGUUAUGAUGAUGAUAAUAAUAAUGAUGAAUUUGAUCAAAUGGAUUAUGUUACUGAUUUAUUUCAAGAAACCCGAUUAUCGGUUAAUAAUAAUAAUCAUGAUGAUGGUGAUCAUGAGUUAGAGUUAGGGUUAAGGGCUACUGGGAUUGAAUCUGAAUCUGAUAUAGAGGAGUUAACCGAAGUUAACGAUGAAAACAACGAUACCCAUGUUGUGAAUUUGGAUCAUUUUUGGGAAUGCCCGUCUUUCGAUGCUGAUAGGAUUGUUGUUCAUGAACGUAACGAACAAGAGGGGUUGAGUUCGGUGAUUGAUAGGAUUGAAGAGAUACCAGCUUCGUCUGGGAUAUCGUCUGAUGGUGAUGCUUCGGUUGGGGCUUUUGAGUGGGAGUUUUUAUUGGCGGUUAAUAAUUUGGAACGAGAUUUAGAUUUGGAAACGGAUGUGGGUGAGGGUGGUGGUUUUGUAUACACACCUGAAUUCGAUACGUUGAUUGGCCAGUUUGUGGAGACUGUUAGAGCGUUGAGAGGGAGUCCUCCAGCUGCUAAAUCGUUUGUGGAUAGUCUUCCGUGUGUGGUGUUGAAUGACGAUCAUGAGAUUUGUGCGGUUUGUAAAGAUGAGAUUUUGAUCGAGGAGAAAGUGACUCAGCUUCCUUGUAGACAUCAUUAUCAUGGUGAGUGUAUUGUUCCGUGGUUGAGUAUACGUAAUACGUGUCCUGUUUGUCGGUUUGAGUUGCCUACAGAUGAUGUUGAUUAUGAGAGAAGCAAGAACAGAGAGAACGAUGAUGAUGAGUUGCGAGUUGGGUCAGGUUUUGAACUUUCACCUUGACAAUAUAGUUUUAGUACUUUAUAUGAUAUAAUAUCUGUAAAUAGUUUUAUGCUAGUUUUGUUGUAAUGCAAAAGAUUGCAUUCCUUCUGUAUGUGGAGCGUGGAGUGUUUUAUAUUUCUAAAUUUUAAAAAUGCUCGUGUUAAUCAAUGUUGUUAUUUAUAAUAAAUGGAAGUUUAUGCAUCGUUGAUUUCUGUCUGAUUCUAAA